UGUUACUGUUCUUUGAAGACACGUCAACGUUUCAACCACGGUCCACGGAAUCCUCACUCUCGAUGUACCCUAACGCCCAAGAGCAGGGUGCUCUGAAAACUGCUGAAAACCUCAUGAAUGAAAUUAUGGCGCGUUAUGAUCCAUCUCACGACGCCUUUCAUGUACAGCGCGUGCGCAAAACAGCCAUCUCAAUAGCCCGAGCUCUUUCCGCCCAGCAACCUGAUUUACUAGUCGUGGAAUUAGCAGCUCUACUUCACGACGUUUUGGACAAGAAAUAUGUAUCAGAAUCCGAAGCAGCAGACCCAUAUGGAUAUUUUCUUCCUUUCUUCCAAUCUUUAUCUUCGGAGCAUGGGGUAGACCUGAUUAGCGAUGGCCGGGCGCGUCAGAUCGUAAAGGUCAUAGAGAAUGUCUCGUGGACAACUGAGAAGAAACUAAGGUCGACAGGAAAGAUCGAGGAGUGGCAUCGCACGUGUAUCGAACUUCAUUGUGUACAAGAUGCAGACAGACUUGAUGCGAUAGGAGCGUUUGGAAUCAUGCGGUGUGCUGCGUAUAGCGCUGCCGUAAAUCGCCCACUCCAUGCACCUCCAGGUCGUCUCGACACUGCGGUACAGCACUUCUAUGACAAACUCCUACACAUCCAGGAAAGGCUAAAGACAGAGCCAGGGAAACAGAUGGGCGCAAAGCGACACCAAUUUAUGGUCGAUUUUUUGAAUUCCGUGGAACACGAAUACAAUGCAGAAGCACCCGAAGUCGCCCGGUGACCCUGCGUAAUGAAAACACGUUGCAUUCUUGGCAUUUCAAAGAAUACUGCCUGCACAUGGCAAUCCUCGAAGAAUAGAUGAAAUAUAGAUAGCUGCUCCUAUUCGAGACACUUUGAAUUCACUCCAUGAUUAAAAAUUAA
Suillus bovinus is the source of this 901-nucleotide messenger RNA. RefSeq lists its product as uncharacterized. The record is from RefSeq and is a predicted model, not a curated record. Lineage: Eukaryota; Fungi; Basidiomycota; Agaricomycetes; Boletales; Suillaceae. The transcript is spliced from 5 exons. The coding region runs from base 63 to 761 and encodes 232 amino acids.